CCCUGAGAUGGCCAGGUCACAGAAGCAGUGGGUCAGAAGCCAGAGGGGAAGUGGGGAGUGCCACCCUGGAGCCUACAGGCACACCUGCUGAGAUGGAGGCCUCAGAUGGGCAAGGGAGCGAAGGGGACAAGCCACUAGAGAAGGUGACGAAUGUGUCAUGCCUGAAGACAAGCUCCAGCGCCAGCCCUGCUAGAGACUCGCUCAUGCGCCAUGCCAAGGGCCUGGAUCAGGACACCUUCAAAAUUUGUAAAGAAUACCUAAGACCGCUGAAGAAGUUCCUGCGAAAGUUGCACCUUCCCAGGGACGUUCCCCAGAAGAAGAAGCUGAAGUACAUGAAGCAGAGCCUUGUGGUCCUAGGGGACCACAUCAACACCUUUCUGCAGCAUUACUGCCGAGACUGGGAAAUCAAACACUGGAGAAAGAUGCUCUGGCGGUUUGUCUCCCUCUUCUCAGAGCUGGAAGCAAAGCAGCUUUGCCGACUUUACAAGUACACCAAGAGCAACCAGCCGGCCAAGUUCCUGGUGACAUUCUGCGCCUCGGAUGCGCUGGAGAGACCCUUGCUGGCUCACCAGGAAGACAGUCUGCCCAAACUCUGCGAUGCCUGGGGGCUGCACAGCAACAUCAGCGGCGUGAAGGAGCGGCUGUCCAAGAUGCAGGCCCCGGGUCAAGGAAGCCCCCUGCCUGGGGAGCCAAGAUCCCGGGACCAUGUCAAGAGAGAUUCUUUAAGGGAGCUUUCUCAAAAACCAAAACUCAAGAGAAAGAGGAUAAAGGAAGCCCCAGAAACUCCAGAGACUGACCCAUAAGAAGACCAGCUGGGACAAAGGGCCAGCUUGUCCUGGCUCCCAGAGCGUGGGGAAUGGAGACCAAAAAGGGAAAACAAUUGUCCUUAUCAAAAGGAUUCUCAGGUCUUAAUUAGGAAUAAAUGAGGUGGGAAAUAAACAUUCUUAUGACAGUUCUA
Nomascus leucogenys (northern white-cheeked gibbon) is the source of this 958-nucleotide messenger RNA. RefSeq names its product CHD1 helical C-terminal domain containing 1 (gene CHCT1). NCBI's taxonomy places the organism in Eukaryota, Metazoa, Chordata, Mammalia, Primates, Hylobatidae. The record is from RefSeq and is a predicted model, not a curated record.